GGAAGCCAGCGGGGCCGGUGCGGGGCGGCGGCAGCCGGCGCGGGGCCCGCGGGAGGGGCGCUGCAGCACCUCUAAGAAGAAAGAUCCGUUUUGUGUAGAAAUAAGAAAUUUCCAGAGGACAGCCCCAAUGACAGAACUCUCUGCACAUUUACCCCAGUUUCAGCAUGGGCAGCUGACAGAAAACUUCCCUGAUAACCACCUCAGCAACACCCAAGAGUCCAUGGUCUCUGCUCUGUUUUAUACUGACGAGAAUGACAACAGUGAAAGACGUCGCCAUGAUAAUAGUGAGCGCAGAAGAAAUGACAAUCCUGAAUCUGAGACCAAUGGGCAGCCACAAAACAACAUUCAGCAAGUGGUGGAACAAGACGAAGAAGAAGAUGAGGAGCUGACACUGAAAUAUGGGGCAAAACAUGUGAUUAUGUUGUUUGUACCUGUCACACUUUGCAUGGUGGUCGUUGUUGCAACCAUCAAGUCUGUCAGCUUUUAUACCCGCAAAGAUGGACAGCUCAUCUACACUCCUUUCACAGAAGAGACAGAGACUGUAGGACAGAGAGCCCUGAAUUCAAUUCUCAACGCUGCUAUCAUGAUCAGCGUUAUCAUUGUCAUGACCAUCCUCCUGGUUGUGCUUUACAAGUACAGGUGCUACAAGGUGAUCCAUGGUUGGCUUAUCAUUUCUUCUCUUUUGCUGCUUUUUUUUUUCUCAUUUAUCUACCUGGGUGAGGUUUUUAAGACGUAUAACGUUGCUAUGGACUACGUUACGGUGGCACUAAUCAUCUGGAACUUCGGUGUUGUGGGAAUGAUUUGUAUUCAUUGGAAGGGUCCUCUUCGGCUUCAGCAGGCAUAUCUCAUUAUGAUAAGCGCUCUCAUGGCCUUGGUGUUCAUUAAGUACCUUCCUGAAUGGACUGCUUGGCUCAUCCUGGCUGUCAUUUCUGUGUAUGAUUUGGUUGCUGUCCUGUGUCCUAAAGGUCCUCUUCGUAUGCUAGUUGAAACAGCUCAAGAGAGAAAUGAAACUCUCUUCCCAGCACUUAUUUACUCCUCUACAAUGAUAUGGCUAGUGAACAUGGCUGAGGAAGAUCCAGAAGCCCAACGGAAAGCUUCCAAAAACUCCACUUAUGAUAAACAAGCUCCAGCAAACCACACUCGGAACGAAGGUGCUGAAGCCGACGAUGGUGGCUUUAGCCAGGAGUGGCAGCAGCAAAGGGACAAUAGAAUAGGACCCAUUGAGUCGACGCCUGAAUCGCGCGCCGCUGUUCAGGCUUUACCCAGUAACUCUCAAACCAGUGAAGACCCAGAAGAACGAGGAGUAAAGCUAGGUUUAGGAGACUUCAUUUUCUACAGUGUUCUUGUUGGCAAAGCCUCUGCAACAGCAAGUGGGGACUGGAAUACAACUUUAGCAUGUUUUGUAGCCAUUUUAAUUGGUCUGUGCCUUACACUUCUACUUCUUGCCAUCUUUAAGAAGGCCUUACCUGCACUUCCAAUCUCCAUAACCUUUGGGCUAGUUUUUUACUUUGCUACAGACAACUUGGUGCAACCCUUUAUGGACCAGCUAGCGUUCCACCAGUUUUAUAUCUAGCACACUUGAUGCUGGUGUUCUAUGGAUAUUUGUAGCAAAUCUGGGUGGAGGAAGAAUGUUUUUCCCACAGUUCUCAAGCAAGAUCGAAGUUUAAUACUGAAGAUUCUAAGCCUGAAUUAUUACAACUUCCUCGGAUGUUUUGUUUUUUGUUUUUUUCUGAGACAAGUGCUACACUGGGCACCGUAUGAAUUUUCCUGUGUGAAAGUGGCUUCUUCCUGAUGACUGGUCUAAACCAUUGUAUCAGAGGUAGUCUGAUCUAUGUAUCUCUGGUAAGGGUCACCUGUGUGAAAAUUGCUAAUGCUUCCACCAGCAAUGUGAUCUCUUACCACAGGUGGAUUAUUUUCACAACAUUAAGGGUGCUCAGGACUUCCUUGACAUUAACAGAGGAAGCUGACAAAUCACAUGGAACUUGGCCCUGUAACUGCUUGAAGAGAAAGAACCCAACUGAGACUUUUUCAGCAGUGAUUUUUUGGCAGUGGAGUCCUGACUCUGCUUUGUGUAAGAAAGGACUUUGUAGCAAUUUGACAAAGGGAGAAAAUAUUAUCACUCUAAGAGUGCUUCACCACUUCAUAGCCUCUGUGCCUGACUGUGCUUGGUUAAGUAAAUUUAAAAGCAUUUUUAAUGUGUUUUUUUUUCACACUGGAACUAGAGCGUCUUCUCAGUUUUAAUACUUUGUAUCCUCAAGCAUGGAGUGCACCUUCUGUGCAUCUGCUCCAGUUUAUGUAGCUACGUUAGACUUGGACUGAAUUAUUUGGCAUUGGAGGAUCACAAGGUCCUAAUAUGGAUCUUAGCUUCUAAAAGGUUAAUAAACUAUAUUGAAAAGCAAUUUCGGGACUUAUUCUUUGUGCUCUUGCAAAUAAUUUUGCUAGAACACCAAUUCAAACCCAGUGUUUGAGAACAGUCACUAAUAGCACGGACUGCAUUGUUUGGUAUAUGUUCCUUUUAUUGAAAUUCAUAUUAAAUAGGCAGACAUUUGCAACAGUCCCAGAUGGAGUUCAGUGUACCAGAUCUAAAGGAGAAAGUGCUUUUAGGAGCACUUCAAUAAAUCACUGAAAUUUUUCUUUCCAGAGAUGUGGUUUACAGUUCUGUUGACCUGAAGUAUUGGUCAGUCACCUGUCUUAACACCUCAUGUUGGUCAGGGAUUUUUUUUUUCCAUGCAGUAUCUUUAUUGGUGGGGAUACUUAAAUUAGGUGAGACAUUAUUUAAUGUUACCAAGGAGCAAAAUGUGUUGCCCUCUUCAUUUUAAUUACUUCUCGUGUGAGGAACAGAAGAUGGGAGAAAUGAAAGACAGCUCAGAAUCACUGAGAAGAAGACAAGAUUUAGAAUUUCUUGCAAGAAAAAGAAUAAUUUCAAACAUUAAAACUGCUUCUUCAUUUGAAAUAACACAUUUAUGAAUAAUUGCUUGGAAAUGAGACUUCUGGGAGAUUAAUUUGGUUUUGCUGUAAGCUCUUACUUUGUUCAAAUGAUUCUUUUUUUUUCUGAGGGAGGCACAGGGAGUAGGUACUAUUGACGGGCAUUCCAUUUUGUUUGCAUCUUGAAUCUGGAGUCCACGCCACGUAGAGCAACUGUCAAAAUCCUGAUGCAAACUCCUUUUACCCUUUUUCUGGGGCUUUGUUUCAGUACCAAUAGUGAAAGGACUGAGACAUCAUAGAUGUUCAUCAACCAUUACCCGAGUAAGGGAAGAAAGGCUGUGAUGUAAAAAUCUGCUUUAAAAACCAAGAAAGGCUUCCUUUGAUUGUCCUUGGAAAUCUCUGUUACUCUUCCAGUAUAACUUGCUAACUGCAGUGUUAGUAUUUACAUUUGCAUAAAAUAUACUGUCUUGCCUCUUCUAAAGUACUUUUAUUCAUCUCGUUUCUGUGCUCAUUCGCCAUGGUAGCGUUAAUAGAGUAACCAUAUCAAAGUUGCCUACACUGAUUUUCAAGUCAAACUUGAGUGUAUAUUCUAGAUUAAGUAACUGUUUAAUAUUUUGCUGCAAUGGAGCCUGACUUAAAACAGGUUGUUUGUUUUAUUUUACAAGACUUUGAGCUGGUUUUGUACUACUGUAACUUGUCCAUUUCCUGAACAUUAUAUGUAAGAAAAGGAGAAUCCUAACUAGUUUUCAUUGUAUAGAACAGGUUUCCUGAGAAUUGGCAUCACUAACAUCUGUUGGCAUAUCUGAGCCAAUUGGCAGUUGAGAGUGGUUACUUCAAAGCAGCUGUCAGAUUUAUUGUUUGUUUUGUGGCUUAAAUAUGGGCCACGGGAGCACUAGCUCCAUAAGAGUUGCUUUGAUAUCCCUAGAAAUACACAAAAGCCUCUGCACAUACUUGAAUGGGUGUUAGAAGUACAAGAAAGAGCUCAGAAUCUUAAAACACUAAGUUGCCAGUCUUCCAUUCUCCAGAACUGCUUCUGCUAUCCUGAAGUUUUCAUUUCUGAUCUAGUGGGGAAUUACAGUGGUGAAGAGUAUAAAAUUUAUAUUCUCAGAAACUCUUCAAGUUUGUGUAUUUGAAUUUCAAAAUAAAUUCAAAAGGGAAAACUGUGUUUCCAAGUCCAGGCCAGUAUUUGUCAAAGUGCACUGCUUAUUACCAAGUCAUAUGUACAUGUUCAAAAACCAGGAUGAAAUUUUCUUGAUUUGCCCUCUUAUGCCAAGUCAUGGUAGCUUAUGUCCCAAAGAGAUCUUGCAGCUAAGAAUCAUCUGGGUCCUUGGGUCCAUAGCUUUCCAGCUGAGAACAGUUUUUGCUUUCAUUUGGGUCAUUACUAUGUAAGUGUGAAGGUUGUGUCACUUCCAUCUUCUUUGUCCUAAAACUCCAGCCUAAUUUGAGAUUGUUAACCAUUUCAGCUUGGUUAGCUUGAUACAACUGGAAGACUUCUGAUAUGUAGUCUGCAUUUUUGAGAAAGUUUUUGUUAUUAUUAAAUUAGUAUGCUAAUGGCAGCACAUUAAAAUGUAGCUCUGAAAAGACUGUUGUGUAACCCUAGUAGCUGGAUUCAUUUCUUUCGUCUCCAAGCAAGCUGACUGGUAAUUGUUGUGUGACUUUUUAGUAGUUGUACUUUGAGUAGCAUAACGGCUUUCUCCUUUCAGCUUACAUCAGUUAUUAGUCUCCUUAUUUGACUAAGACUCAAGUAAUUAAAUGAAAAAACAUGAUACUGAGUUACAGAUUUGCAUAAAAACCAUCCACUUUCAUUUCUCCUUUUUUUGUGUGUGUGUAUGUUGGGGAACUUAAUCUAGAGCAAGACUUCUUAUAGUAAGGGUGUAUGACACUGUCAUAGCUGUGUAUAGCUGGCUGUUAUGGUGGCACUGGAAUUCAAAUGUCAUCUGUGUGAGGUGAGUCUUGAAGAUACGCACUUUUAUUGCAGCACAUUCAGAAUAAUUCUGACUGGGCAGAUGAGGGUGGCUUUGAGCCAAAUAAUCAAGGGCUGUGCUCCACUAAAAAUGGCUGUUCUCAGUGUACAAAGCAGACCCUGACUAUUUCAGGCAUUGGAGACUGGUGCUUCUUGGAUAUAUGGAUAUGUAUCUGUACCUGUUGAGAUGUAGAUAUCUAUUGCAUGCACUCUGGGCCUGUAGAUGACAGCUGUUCUGCCAUUAGCGCAGUCAAGAAUUGAAUAUGCAGGAGUACAUUUUGGGUGGACGGUACUGGAUGAAGAAACUUCUUAAAAUGCUUUAUUUAAAAAAUUUACUUUGGGCAAUGAUGCUGUUAAAAUGAGUUUAAUAGAUUGUGGAACAUGUCUGCACUGUGAUUGCAUCUCAGUGGUAACUUGGUCAUUGGGAAUGCUGAAACAUGAAGUAGGAUGGAAUUCUUUUACACUCAAAGCAUUUACGUUUUUUCUUUUUUACAAACACUGGUUUGUACAUAAUCUGAAUUGAAUGUGAAUGUUUUUUUAACUCCUUUCUGGUUCUUGGUAAGAUAUGUUUUUGAUAGAUUAUUGCAAAUUUUCCUGUAUUUGUCUAAUUAUUAAAAUAAAAAUUGCAUGGAUCCUG
Apus apus (common swift) is the source of this 5525-nucleotide messenger RNA. RefSeq names its product presenilin 1 (gene PSEN1). Bases 128 to 1573 code for a protein of 481 amino acids. Gene Ontology annotation, biological process: intracellular signal transduction; smooth endoplasmic reticulum calcium ion homeostasis; calcium ion transport. Gene Ontology annotation, molecular function: beta-catenin binding; aspartic endopeptidase activity, intramembrane cleaving; cadherin binding. The record is from RefSeq and is a predicted model, not a curated record. The transcript has 12 exons. Gene Ontology annotation, cellular component: lysosomal membrane; growth cone; cell surface. Lineage: Eukaryota; Metazoa; Chordata; Aves; Apodiformes; Apodidae.